AUGCUGCCAUCUGACUUGCCUACCUGUCUCUGUCCAACUCCAGGAGCUGAGUUAGUCAUCCCAGUACUUCAGGAUCCAUUAGCAUCCCCCUCUGUAGCUCCUCGUGCACCCUUCAUUCCCUCCCCCUCAACCCACCACCCACUCCUCACCAUUAUUGAGACCACCAAAGAGUCCCUGUCCGAGGCCACUGAGGCGGGGGUACCUUGCUUGUCGGACCAAGGCAGCGAUGAUUGUGAUGAUGAUGGCUUGGUGAUAUCGGGGUAUGGCUCUGGGGAAGCGUUCAAGUCUAACCUGCCCCCUACUGAUGACGAAGAUUUUUACACGACCUUCUCCUUGGUAACAUAUCAGACCUUAUCCACGUCAGGCUUUGAAGGUGACUACAAAUCUCACGCACCCAAGACUUUUAGACCUAAUAAACCUUCAAUCUCCAGACGCGGUAGGACUACCACUAUCUACUAACUACUAACCGCCGACCAGAGCCGCACCACCGCCACCUCUGCCUCCACCGCAACCCUCCACAAUGCUCCGGCCAAACAGCCGUCUGGCAAAAUGAAUAACCGCGAGCUAAAACCCCAGCCCGACCUAGUGUUGCUUCCAUUGCCCACAUCCUUUGAGGUAGACAGCACCAAGCUGAGGGGCCCAUUAAUAACCUCCCCAAUGUUCCAUAAACCCACAGCACUCCCCACAGAGCCGGGCGUCAGGCGAGUUCCAGGACCCUCGGAAGUGGUCCGUGAAUCUAGCAGCACCACCGGGAUGGUCAUCGGAAUAGUGGCGGCCGCUGCCCUGUGCAUCCUCAUCCUUCUGUAUGCCAUGUAUAAGUACAGGAACAGGGAUGAGGGCUCCUACCAGGUGGACGAGAGCAGGAACUACAUAACCAACUCAGCUGUGCAGAGCAAUGGCGCUGUCAUGAAGGACAAACAGCAGAGCUUGAAAGGCAGCAACAAGAAACAGAAAAACAAGGAUAAGGAGUAUUAUGUGUGACUGUGAGACUAUCGUUCAUAUGAGAGCGAGAGAAGAAAGAAAGCACUAAAAAAACAUUUCCUUAUCAGUUUCCUUGCGAGAAGCUAUGACAAAUGAUGGUAUAACAUGGAACUUGAAUAAUCUUAUACUGUGCUGAGUAGUUAAACUGAUGAUAUGUACUGUAAUAUAAAGCACACUUACUAUUGUAAGCAUAACAACAAGGCUAAAUAGCAACUUUAGACGUUCUAUCUGGUCAGAGACGUUAUCAGUAGAGAAAUAUUUCAAAGCUACAUCAUUCUCCUAAGUGACUUUUAGAGCUAUGUGAUCUCUGGCAUUAAAGAAAAAACCUUUUUGUAAAAUUGUCAACUUCAAAAGGCUCAUAAUCUUAUACAUUUUCAGCAUGUAAGCAACACGUAGUGCUUAACAACAGGGGGUCAGGCACACCAUCAGUGUGAACGUAAAAGAGGACUCCUGUUGUAUCAAAGGAUGACUUUUCUAUGGUUUAUACAUAAUACAAGUGUGGUGUCUAUUUUUUUUUUGCUUUGAGCAAAAGGAAAAAAAUGACAAAAAGAACAGCAAGAAAAGAAAAGAAAACUAUGUCUGUGUAUAAAAUGAUACUAAGUGAGCAAAUGGCCAUGGGCAGAUCUCAUACUCUACUCUGAUUCACAACAAUUAUUCUUAGUGUUUGACAGACUAUUCCCCCGGCCGGUUCUUUUGGUAAAAAGCAACAGAUUGUAAAAUGCAUGCCAUCCUAAAUCGACAGUAAAGUCCAGUCCAGACUUUCCAGUCCCGUAUAGUUUUCAACUGGGACCAUGUUCUUGACUUAAUGCCAAACAGUUCUUCAUGAUAAGAUCAGAACUCAACCCCUUCCUACUAUUAAACCCCUGAAAAGUGUUAACCAAUGAAAAAAAUAUCUAUUUAAAAAAGGUCUAUCAAUGCACAGCCAGUCGUGGUUUUAUCUUUUUGCAAAACUGUAUGUUGAUUAAUUGCCUGUCGUUCUCUUUUUCUAUGAAGGUGUCAGGUGGAAGACAAAUGCAGUACUACAAACUGUUAACAAAUGUGUAUACAGAAAUAAAUCUAAUGUUGAAAGUGUGACUUCUAUCUACUGUCACAGUCAACUAUGUCAAAAAACAAGACAUUUGUUUACAUAUUUUAUUACAUGCUAGCUGUUGUACUUUGUAGGUAGGAAAUUGUACAUAUACCAUGACAGUUGUAAUUUUUAGUACCUCUAUUGUACAGACUGAAGAUAUGAUUUAUCAGCGUAUUUCAUGACAGAAUCUAUUAACUGUUAAUUUACAUGAAGAAAAAACUUUAAUCUGAAUGUGAAGAAUCAUAUUGAUAUUUCAUAAAGAAUAAAGUGUAUUGUUAGCCUAGAGAUCUAACCAGAGAUGUUUCUAAAGUUGCAUGAAUAUUUAACUACUUGCAGUUGUCCAACAAAUACAAGGUGCCCUUUCUUCUGUAUUAUGGCUCUCUUAUUAUGGGUUACACUAGUGAUAUUUAUUUUUAAAAGCGAAUAAAGAUAGAGUUAUGACAAAUCCAGAAAGAUAAAGAGGCUAUAGUGGAUGGAGUCUGGAAAUGAAGACCUAAAGUAUUGGACUGGUCACCAUUUUAUCAUGAGUAAAAUAUAUAUUUUGCUGUCCACUUUGCCCAUGAAUGACAAAUGACAAAACAUGUCCAUUAAAUGAUGUGGAGGUGCAGUCUUAUUUUGCCUGAAAUUAACAGUUUUUGUGUUUUAAUUAAGUUUUUCACCCUUUUUUUUAUCAGUUUGAUAACAAUUAAAACAUAAAGUUUUCUCUGAAAGUAAACUGUAGUCCUUGGAUAAAUCCAAUAAUAAAUAAUAACCCAACAGGAGAGAAAAUAAGGCAUCUCUAAAGCCUUUGAAAACUUGUUUUGAAAUCUUCAGUUUUUCUCUACAACAUUACUUAAUAACGAUAACAUUUGCAAAAUCGACGUCCAGCUAAUCUGUGGUUGGAUCGCAGCUGACUGUGGCCAAGCAACAGAAGCAUUCGAUUUGGAUUCAAACCUUGCUUUAUUCUGAUUGAUACAAAAUGGAACGUGACGUGAACAUUUUCUAACCAUAAACCAGGUAAAUGUUUCUUCAUGUGGAAGCUAUUAGAAUAUUGGUUUUGGGAUCUUUAAAAGAAGAUUUUUGAUACCGAUUCAGACUGAGAGAUAUAGCAAGGUUCCACAGAGGACACGUAUCUUUAACUCAUGACAGAAUGUAAUGUACCUUGCCCAAUCAAAAAAUAAAACUCAA
Notothenia coriiceps (black rockcod) is the source of this 3217-nucleotide messenger RNA. RefSeq names its product neurexin-3-beta-like. Lineage: Eukaryota; Metazoa; Chordata; Actinopteri; Perciformes; Nototheniidae. The record is from RefSeq and is a predicted model, not a curated record.